AUGCAGAAGCAUCAGGAUUCCUCACAGAAAAUGCUGAAACCAACGUCGACCUGGAAGGAUGUCAUUCCUUCUAUCCGUCUCUCAAAGCCUGUGCAAAGCAUCAACUCCCGCAUUUCCGGUGCGUCGUCUUCCUCGUCGAGUUCAUCGAUAAUGUCUAGGACCUCGACCAUCGAUUAUGGCCAUGAGACCUUUAAGACCUUCGAGAAGAAGAUCAUGGAGCUACUCCUCCAUAUUGGCACUCUCAACCUCCCCAGUAUCAGGAUUACUGCCAAGACCACUAUCGAGAUCACUCGCAUGCCCGGCGGCGACAGCUACCGCAUUAUUGGCAUCACCCUCACCACGCCCAUCGUCAUCAGGAAAGUCAAGGAGGAGAAGAAAGAACACUACAUCCUUCGCCUGCCACGCCACGAAAAAACCCCCACAACCAACCUCCUCCGGUCAGUAUCAAUGAUGUAUCACCUAGAAAAGCUCGGUACCAUUCCUACCCCCAUCACCGUCGUCUAUGACCCCGACGGCGGCGCAGAUGACUCCGACUGCCCCCUCUCCCUCCCAUACAUCCUCCAAACACGCAUCCCCGGGAAAUCACUCGCCGAAGCCCUUCCUGAAAUAUCGUUCCUACAACGCAAGAAGUUCGUCCGGGACGUCGUCGACCUCCUCACCGAAAUGGACAAGAUCCAGUUCCAGCGCGCAGGCGUACUGAUCCCUGCGGCUAUUUCAGCGGAGAGUAAGGGUAUGGUCGUGGUCGAUAGCUUCGAUAUACCAGGCGUUACAGAUGAAAACCUGCGAGCCAAGAUCCAAGCAUACCCGGAGCAGACAACUAGGGAUAUGCUCCUCACACAGCUCGAGACUUGGAAGCUCUUCUGGCAGUACAGAGAAAAGUCCGAUGGUGAAGCCGAGCUGGCGAUGACUUAUAUCGACAAGCUGAUCGAGACCACAAGGGAGAUGGAGAGAUUUGUGUGCUUGGGCGAUAACGUAAACAUUCUCUACCAUCCUGGGCUGACCCCGCAGAAAAUCUUCGUGGAACGCAAGAAUGGCGACUGGAACAUCAGCGGAAUCCUUGGCUGGGACGAAACAGUUUCCGUUCCUAGAAUCAUGGCACAUAGGGCCCCGUCGUGGCUGUGGCGCUGCGGGGCUGAGGAAGGCUGGCAGAUGGCCGACGAGAAGUACGAUUGUGAGAUUCCAGCAAGUGCCGAGUCUGCAGAGGUCAAGAAGCUAUUUGAGAUUGAAGCAGAGUCUUCAAUUCCCCGGUUUUUGGAGUAUGCAUACAGGCCUCGCUAUAGAAUGGUCAGGAGACUGUGCUGGUUCGCUGUGUGGGGAGUCCGGUUCGAGGAGGAUAUCCUGAACGUCGCCAAAUUUUUGAAGGACUGGGCCGAGAUGAAGAAAGAUCCAAAUUUGGGAUGGGCAGUGAAAGGGAUCUGGGAGAAAGAGUAA
Molecule: messenger RNA, 1431 nt
Organism: Morchella sextelata
Lineage: Eukaryota; Fungi; Ascomycota; Pezizomycetes; Pezizales; Morchellaceae
Exons: 1
Coding region: 1-1431 (476 amino acids)
Source: RefSeq, a predicted model, not a curated record